This is a messenger RNA of Trichomonas vaginalis G3, 833 nucleotides long. RefSeq lists its product as uncharacterized. The annotation marks the transcript as partial. The record is from RefSeq and is a predicted model, not a curated record. Lineage: Eukaryota; Parabasalia; Trichomonadida; Trichomonadidae. The transcript has a single exon.
AUGUACAGAAUAGAUGUUUCAGAUUUUUAUGACUUCCAAACAUUCAGAAAUAUGUGUCCAUUUCGAGACUAUAACAAAUCAGUCGAGAAUUUGAAACGUUUAGUCAUUUAUGUCGACUCUGCCCCAGAAUGUUAUGUUAUGAAAGAAUGGGAUGUAGUCUUUAACAAACCAAGAGCAACAAUAGUUUCAGAACAAGAAUGUAAACAGAAACUUAAGAAAAUAAAAGUCGUACAAGUUGGUAUGAAGAUGUUAGAUGCUUGGGAUAUCUUAUUGUCAAAGUUAGAAGAUUUUUCAGUUCGAGGUAUAAAGUUCUAUACACCUUCUCCAAACUUCUAUUCUAUCUUCACUGGAUAUAAAUAUGAACAAGUAGAAUGGAAAGAAAAUAUUAUAGAAGCUUGGUUAGACCAUGUCAAAGAAAUUAUAUGCAAUGGAAACGAAAGAGUCUAUGAGUAUAUCUUAUGUUGGUUUGCAAACAUCUUACAACAUCCAAGUGCUAAAAAUGAAACUGCUCUCAUUAUAAUUGGAAAACAAGGAACAGGUAAGAACACAUUCUUUACAGAUAUCUUAUGCAAACUGUUAGAAGGUUAUUCGAAUCCGAAUAUGACAAACUUAGAAAACAUCUGCGGUAAAUUUAACUCUUCAAUAGAGAAUAUGAAACUUAUAGUAUGUAACGAACUUCAAAGUAUAGAUACAACAAAAGUUUUGAACUCAGAUGCUUUGAAGAGUCUUAUAACAGACAAAGUUGGAGUUGUUGAAAGAAAAUAUAAAGACCAAAGAGUUUGUGAAAAUGUUGCAAAUUUCAUUAUGGUUUCAAACAAUGUUGUUCCGAUGAA